Musa acuminata subsp. malaccensis (wild Malaysian banana) is the source of this 2268-nucleotide messenger RNA. RefSeq names its product putative UDP-glucuronate:xylan alpha-glucuronosyltransferase 3. Gene Ontology annotation, biological process: xylan biosynthetic process. NCBI's taxonomy places the organism in Eukaryota, Viridiplantae, Streptophyta, Magnoliopsida, Zingiberales, Musaceae. The record is from RefSeq and is a predicted model, not a curated record. Gene Ontology annotation, molecular function: glycosyltransferase activity.
CAUAUUUAUCUCUCAGAAUCCAUGGGGGUAGAAGAACAUCAAUAAAAGGGGGCCAAAUUCCACCAGAAAGAGAGAAGAGUGAUCAAACUCACCCCAUUCUGGCAGUCGGAUUCUGCUUCUCUUCCUCUUCUUCUCGACUUUGAUGAACCAAUCCUGCACUGCACAAUGAAAGGCCUUAUCGUUGCAUGUCAUGGUUCCACCGAGACCCGGUAUCGAUCGGCCGGAGCAGACGAUGACACAGGCAAAAGAAAGCCUCCAAAGUACAAAGUUCUCAGGGAAGACAAGUACAAGUUCCUGUUUUCGGAGAGGAGCUCAAGCUGCAAGUUCGAGUCCUUGAAACUUGCCCUGUUCAUCAUUACGUGUUGCACGGUCUUAACGCUUGCUUUCUGUCCGAUGAUCCACAAAGAGCGAGUCUUGUCGCGUUCUGGUUCGAGGUCUCUGUUCGUGGACGUCGCGCGGAUGUGGCAAACGAUGCUCGCUGAUCCUCGAUACGUAUCAAAUUUGGAUGUUGUCUGGGACCAAAUACCGAGCUUUCUCAAAUAUGUAAAUGCCGACGGAGGAAGUCCCAGGAUCGGAUUGCUCAAUUUCAACUCCACCGAAGCUAGAUUAUGGAGGCAGACACUGCCACAAGCGGAGGUUUCCUCAGUUCAUCUGGACUAUGCUGAAACAAGCAUCACCUGGAAGGUUCUCUAUCCCGAGUGGAUCGACGAGCAAGAAGAAAACGAAGUGCCCGCUUGCCCAUCCCUCCCUGAGCCCGAGAUCGAGGAAGGAUCAAGAUUUGAUCUUGUCGCCGUCAAGCUACCUUGCGAUAGGUCCGGCAGCUGGUCCAGGGAUGUCGCCAGGUUACAUCUGCAGCUCGCAGCGGCCAAGAUCGCUGCAGCUUCUGCAGCAGGACACUCGCAGGUUCAUGUGCUCAUCGUUACCGACUGCAUGCCGUUCCCGAACCUGUUUACCUGCAAAAACCUUGUCCAGCACGAAGGAAAUCUUUGGCUGUACAAGCCCGAUUCAGCGACAUUGGAGGAGAAGCUUCGGCUUCCGAUCGGGUCAUGCGAGCUCGCGAUCCCCUUUGAAGCGAAAGUGCGGAUGUACACGGAGUUCGGACGACGAGAAGCUUACGUUACGAUCCUGCACUCGGCGAAACAGUACGUGUGUGGCGCCAUUGCAGCGGCCAGAAGCAUUCGUCUAGCGGGAUCAGCGAGGGACCUUGUGAUACUCGUCGACGAAGCCGUAAGCGAACAGGAUCGAAACGGCCUCGAGGCGGCCGGGUGGAAGGUGAGAGUGAUCGAGAGGAUCCGAAACCCCAAGGCGAAGCGCGACGCCUACAACGAGUGGAACUACAGCAAGUUUCGGCUGUGGCAGCUCACGGACUACGACAAGGUUAUAUUCAUCGACGCCGACCUGCUCGUGCUCAGGAACAUCGAUUUCCUCUUCGCCAUGCCGGAGAUCAGCGCGAUAGGGAACAACGGGAGCCUGUUCAACUCGGGCGUGAUGGUCAUCGAGCCCUCGAACUGCACGUUCCAGUUGCUGAUGGAUCACAUCGACGACAUCACCUCCUACAACGGCGGCGACCAGGGGUACCUGAACGAGAUCUUCACGUGGUGGCACCGCACCCCGAGGCACACCAACUUCCUGAAGCACUUCUGGGUCGGGGAUUCGGAGGAGAGGAAGAAGAAGAAGGACGGCACGUUCGGAGCUGAUCCCCCGGUGCUGUACGUGAUUCACUACCUGGGGCUGAAGCCGUGGCUGUGCUUCCGGGACUACGACUGCAACUGGAACUCGCAGAAGUUUUGGGGCUUCGCCAGCGACGCGGCGCACGCGACAUGGUGGAGAGUGCACGACACGUUGCCGGAAGACCUGCAGAACCUGUGUCUGCUGUCGACCAAGAGGAAGGCUUACUUGGAGUAUAACAGGAGGAAGGCCGAGAAGGCCAACUACCCCGACGGACAUUGGAGGCGGAACAUUACCGACCCAAGAUCGGAGAUAUGCUCUGAGGCGUUCUGCAACUGGGAGAGCAUGCUGUUGCACUGGGGCGAGAAGAGGCCGUCCAACAACAGCCAUGCAAGUGUGGGUGGCACUGCAGCUGUGCCUAGCUCAUGAAAUACUACCUUCACUUCGUUCUCUCUCGUGUGACUGUUGCUGAUAUUUGAUACACAGGAAGAUGAUUCAAUAAAUUUCAUGGGUGUAAGUUGUGACAGUCAUGUUCUUCUUGUCUCCAAUUCUCAUAAGUCUAUUAUAUAAAUGAUUUAAAGAAAAGGUGGAUUACUUUAA